AAAGCACUUCUUCAUCUGCAAUCCCCAAUUACGUCUUCACCCCCCCCUGCACUCCCGCACCACCCGUCUACUUUUACAAAGACUUAUUUCACAUUUACAUCAAUCUCACUUCCACUCUGCACACUGUUCAAUCUAACAUCACUGUCAACAUGGUCAAGCAAAAGCGCAAAGCCAUCGCCCUGCAUCCUGCUUCUUCGGUUGCCACUGGCGCUCCCAAGGUCGGGUCCGCCACGGCUGCCCACAUCGAAGCCAAACGCAAGGAGCAGGGAAAACUCAUGGUCGAGCAGUCUCAGUUGGCGUGGGCUAAAUACUGGGCUGAGAAAGCAGAGAACCUUGCCGCUCCGUUUGGCCCGCUGCCGGACAAUCCAGCGGCUAUCGAGGCCAAGUUGGAGCGCGGUGCGACAAUUAAACCAGUUGCAGCCUUGAAAGUCCCCCAGGUCGAGAGUGUUGAAAAGAGUCCUCUCUCACACAGCGCCAUCGGAAACAUCCUCCGAGAAGCCAAGGGCCAUUGUCCCAAGGCGCAGGCAUGGUUGAAAGCCCACGAGAUGACCAAGCUUGUCAAAGACAAAAUGAUCCUUGGGGUCGAUGAACGCGAUAGUCUCAGAAAGCAGGUUGUUGAGAACUUGCGUCAUAGGACUCUCGUCGCCUUGAAGGCGGCCAACGCAUCCAAGGAGGAGGUCGACGACACAGAAGACGUCGUGGAAAGCGGCGCGGAAGCUCAGUUCCAGAGGGUCUUGGACGCUCAUGAUAGACUCCGCAAGGCUCUCGUCGAGUUUGAGCAGAUGAAACGCCAGCAUCAGUCGGAAUAG
Molecule: messenger RNA, 809 nt
Organism: Aspergillus sclerotioniger CBS 115572
Lineage: Eukaryota; Fungi; Ascomycota; Eurotiomycetes; Eurotiales; Aspergillaceae
Exons: 3
Coding region: 150-809 (219 amino acids)
Source: RefSeq, a predicted model, not a curated record